Bufo bufo (common toad) is the source of this 4022-nucleotide messenger RNA. It is a transcript of the gene PRCP, whose product is annotated as prolylcarboxypeptidase. Gene Ontology annotation, biological process: negative regulation of systemic arterial blood pressure; proteolysis; regulation of blood vessel endothelial cell migration. The coding region runs from base 46 to 1473 and encodes 475 amino acids. NCBI's taxonomy places the organism in Eukaryota, Metazoa, Chordata, Amphibia, Anura, Bufonidae. Gene Ontology annotation, molecular function: serine-type exopeptidase activity; dipeptidyl-peptidase activity. The transcript is spliced from 9 exons. The record is from RefSeq and is a predicted model, not a curated record.
UAUCCAGCCAGGGAAUCCCCUGGUCUGAGACAGUAGAGAAAAGACAUGGCAUCUUCAUGGCUGUCAGGCUGGAGCUUCCUGCUCUUGCUGUGCAUGCUGGGCUCUGUAGUGCAGUCUGAGCCCACCUACAAGACCCUGUACUUUGAGCAGAAGAUUGACCACUUUGGCUUCUAUGAGGACUCCACUUUUAACCAGCGUUACCUUGUCUGCUAUAUACACUGGAGAAGACCUGGGGGCCCCAUCCUCUUCUAUACCGGCAAUGAAGGCGACAUCACCUUGUUCAGCAAUAAUACAGGCUUUAUGUGGGAUGUAGCUGAGGAUCUCGGAGCCAUGAUAGUGUUUGCAGAGCACCGUUAUUAUGGCGAGUCUAUGCCCUAUGGUAACCUGUCCUACAGUGAUCCCAAGUACUUGAAUUAUCUGACCUCGGAGCAGGCUCUGGCAGACUUUGCCGUUCUAAUCCGGUCCAUCAAAGAAACUGAUGGUGCCCAGGAUAGUGCAGUGAUCGCCAUCGGGGGCUCGUAUGGAGGGAUGCUGGCGGCCUGGCUCAGAAUGAAGUAUCCUCAUGUUGUAGUGGGGGCUCUUGCUGCCUCUGCCCCCAUUUGGCAGUUUGAAGAUUUGGUUCCCUGUAAUCUGUAUUAUCAAAUUGUGACCAACGACUUCAAAAAAAGCGGGGCGGGAUGCGCCGAAAGUAUCACCAAGUCCUGGUCGGCCAUAAAUCGCAUGUUUGAAACUGAUGACGGCAUUCGAUGGUUGUCCGGCGCGUUUCACUUGUGCUCUCCUCUGAAGUGUCAGAAUGAUGCUGCGGACUUUAAAAACUGGUUAAGUGAGACCUGGGUGAACCUGGCUAUGGUGGACUAUCCCUAUCCGGCCAACUUCCUGGAGCCUCUGCCAGCCUGGCCUAUCAAGGAGGUUUGCAAGUAUUUGAGAAAUCCAAACCUGGAUGACAAAGAGCUGCUGCAGAACAUCUUCCAGGCAAUUAAUGUAUAUUAUAACUACACUGGAAACACCCCGUGUCUCAACACCUCUCAGACGGCUGUCGGGAGCCUGGACGACCUUGGCUGGAGUUAUCAGGCUUGCACAGAAAUGGUGAUGCCGUUCUGCUCUGAUGGGGUCACAGACAUGUUUGAGCCUCAGAAGUGGAAUUUUGAGGCUUUUUCGGAUGAGUGUUAUAAACAAUGGGGCAUCAGGCCUCGUCCCGAAUGGAUCACAUCAGUUUAUGGUGGAAAGAACAUCAGUGCUGCUAGCAACAUCAUCUUCAGCAAUGGUGAUCUAGAUCCGUGGUCAGCCGGUGGCGUCAAGCAGAGCCUCAGCGACUCCCUAAUCGCCAUCCUCAUCAAGGACGGGGCUCAUCAUCUGGACCUGCGCUCUAAUAACGCUUAUGACCCCAAGUCUGUGAUUGAGGCGCGGGCCUUGGAGGUGUCCUAUAUGAAGAAGUGGAUUAAAGAGCACAGUCAGCAAGUGAAUGGAGUUUAAUUGGUCUUCGCAUCUGGUGGACCAUGUCUGAAACUUCUCAGAAUAUGGAUGGCAGAACUUUCCUUGUUGCCUGCUUAUAUUUCCUGCAUGGAAAUCAAAAGCUUUCAUCUGUUGGAGGCUGCAGGACAUUGUGUGUACAUCAAAUCUAUUGACAGCAUAUCUAUGGAAGGGACUGACAUUGGACCUGAAGGGCAUCUUGGCAUUUUUGCUCCUUUCUUAAAACUGUCUAUACAUUCCAUAUUCAGGACAGGAAAUUGAUCUAUUAUGUUUUUUUUUGUUUUCUUUUGGCUUUUGGUGGCUCCUUUUUCAAAUGCCAGUUUAGGGCAUGGUUAUCUAACGGUAGAACACUCCAUAUCCACCCCAACACCACCACUCGCAACUCCCAUUGUGUCCAAUGUAUCCAGAAGCACAGCCUUGAGCCUCUGUUGUCCGAAACCUGGAUUUAUGAGACAGGGUUGUCAGAAUCGGUCACUCCCUGGCACCAUUUUUGGUGCCGACUCCACUCAGCUGCACUAAGUUCCCGACUUUUAUAAAGCACCACCUCUGAGGAUUUGGAAUGGCUUUAUACAUAUCGAACACACUAGUGUUUUUGAACCUCUCGGAUGCAACAGUAAAAAGCCACCACGGCAUCUAAGCGGUUAGACAAAGAGGCCCCCUCUGUUACCCCAUUGACACCUCUGUGACAUGAUUGUGGGGUGCCAGUGAGUUUUCUUGGUAGGCAGGGUCUUAAAGGGGUUGUCUCACUUCAGCAAACUGCAUUUAUCAUGUAGAGAAAGUUAACACAAGCCUCUUAUUAAUGUAUUGUGAUUGUCCAUAUUGCUUCCUUUGCUGGCUGGAUUCAUUUUUCCAUCACUUUAUGCACUGCUUGUUUCCAUGGUUACGACCACCCUGUAAUCCAGCAGCGGUGGUCGUGCUUGCACACUAUAGGAAAAAGCUCUGGCUUAUGCGCACUUCCGGCCACUUUCUAUAGUGUGCAAGCACGAAGUGCGCAUAAGCCAGAGCUUUUUCCUAUAGUGUGAAAGCACCACCACCGCUGAUGGAUUACAGGGUGGUCGUAACCAUGAAAAUGAGAAGAGUAUAAUGCGAUGGAAAAACUAAUCAAUCCAGCAAAGGACAGUGCCUUUAUAUUAACUUUAUCUACAUGAUACAUGCCAUUCGCUGAGAUGGUAGAACCCCUUUAAUAAAGAGACCCCCAGGUCUGCCAUUUUUGUAUGUUCCGAUUAUACCCUACUGCAAUGAAAACUACAGUUUUUGUCCCAUAGAAAAAUGAACCCUAACACGGCUCCGUCAAGGAAAAAAUAAAAAAGUUAUGGCUCUCAUAACAUGGGAACAUUAAAAAAAAAUUGUUUUUAUAAUUUAUUUUUUAGUGCAAAAAUGAUGCCAGUUAUGGACCUCAGAACAUAAUGAUACAGAAAUGAAAAAAUCAUUGACCAGGUCCUUGUGGCGCUACUUUCCUCAAUCUUUGCAGGUACAUGGUCUCAGUCUAACACAAAGGUGGAGAAUUAAAUUAUUCCUGACAGACGUUGAGGUUGUCGAGCAGUAUAUCCCAAGCUACCGUUCCGGCUCAAAUUACUCAGGUCUUCAGCUGAAGGAUGAAUUGGCGUUCUUCUGAGGAAGGGUAUGGAGGCCUGCUAGUAUUGACCUCACACUUUUCUCCAUCUCCUACUGCCGUAUUAAUCAGAUUUUUGUAAAAAAAAAUACACGGCGGUGGAGCCAUUGAGGUUGAGUUUGACAAGCAGUUUCUCCCUAGCAACUGAGAACGACGCCAAUUCAUUAUUAAACUGGCGGGUACGGAGGCCUGCUAGUAUUGACCUCACACCUUUCUCCAUCUCUUACUGCCGUACUAAUCAGAUUUUUGUAAAAAUGCAUUGAGGUCAAGAUGUCCUUUUUAAUAGAAGAUCUUGAUGUGAUCGGUUUCGUCACGCUGGUCCUCCUGUACAUUUAUUAUUAAAAAAUUUUUCUCCAUCAAGCUGUACACUUUAAGACUGCUGAUUAUUGGGUAUACAGACCAAAAACAUUAGUGCAGAUGUAUAAAAAAAAAUGGUCAUUUCUUACAAAUUGUGCAAAUUUUUUUUCUUUUAAAAAAAAGAACAAAAACAAACCUGUCUUCAACAUGCAGCAUGUUUCUUGCAACCACAUUUGCUUUGUCAAGGCCAAUAGUUUUACUGUGGGAUGUGCAUAAAAUUUACUUGGGGUCCUCAGAAUUUUAGCCUGAAUUUUCCAAAAAAUCCUGGAGAGACCACGCUAUUUUUGUUAAGAACCGGCCAUCAACAUGACCACUAUGAAAGAUAUUUAUGAAACUAAAAACCUGCGUCUGUACUGUGGUGGGUGCGACAUGCCGUAUACUUCAUUGCUUUUACCCUGAAUGGGAGGCACACGAUGCCUCAACCCUCUCCUGUAAUAUAAUAUAUCUGUGAUUUGGGACUGGAUCCUAUCGUAUAAGAAUUAUUAUUUUUUUAUUUUUAUUUUGUCAGAUCUGAUAUAAAACCACAAGUAUCCGGUUUACAUGAUUGGUUUGAUACUGGGCAAUAAAUCUGAAGUUUACUUUA